Molecule: messenger RNA, 787 nt
Organism: Drosophila obscura
Lineage: Eukaryota; Metazoa; Arthropoda; Insecta; Diptera; Drosophilidae
Exons: 1
Coding region: 195-701 (168 amino acids)
Source: RefSeq, a predicted model, not a curated record
UAUAAAGAAGAUUAAUAACCCUGAAGAUUGCCAUAGACAAUUAAACGAUUCCUGGACUCGUUGACCCUUGCGUUAGUUGUCAGAAAAUUGUCAAGGCUGGAACGAGUUUCACGCCCAAUCUGUACUGGCUCGUUCGUCAACGGGACACAACGCACAAUAAAAUUUUGGAUAUAUUUUUUGGGCAGCAAACGGGAAUGGAACGGAAACCCUUUACGUUCAAACAGCGGGAUUUGGGUAUGGACAGCCUUCCAUUUAAGCUUGAGGACGAGCGCAUGGAGAAGAAGGCCUAUCCAAUCAAUGGAGAAGCCGCUUAUCGGGACGCCGCUGGCAAUGCUCAUCCAGUCAUACGGCAGUUCAUCUUGCGCUGCGGCAUAGUCAACUAUCUGGGCAAGGUGCUGCAGCAGCGUUGGACCGAUUGGCACAAUCAAACCCUGCAGGAGAAUGCGCUCAAUCAGGGCGAAGAGGAGGAGGACCAGAAGCAGACCGCUGCCAAGGAGGAGCUCCACAAGGUGGUUGUGCAGCUGCACACAAAGCUGUCGGAGGCGCAUCGUCAUCUGAAGCGAGAGAUGAACGAUCUGUUCAAUUACGUCACGGACAAGCAGGAGAUGUGGAACUGCAAGGAGUACUUCAAGGUCAAGGCGGCUCUGGAGCUGGCCAAUAAGGAUCUAAUUAAGUUUGCUCCCACCAAAUUAGGGGAUUAAUGUUAACGCCAUCGCACGGUGAUGGUGAUGGUGUUUUCUCCAAACAAUAACAAUAUUUCAGUUAAUUAAAGCAAUAAUUUCAUAAA